Molecule: messenger RNA, 1075 nt
Organism: Lucilia cuprina (Australian sheep blowfly)
Lineage: Eukaryota; Metazoa; Arthropoda; Insecta; Diptera; Calliphoridae
Product: stromal cell-derived factor 2
Exons: 2
Coding region: 119-772 (217 amino acids)
Source: RefSeq, a predicted model, not a curated record
AUUAUUUUCUUAGACGUUGAUAUUUUGGGUGGUUUUUCAAUAACAUUUUGCGUAAACAAUAAACUUUAAAUAAAAUUAAUUAAAUAACUACUUAAAUCUUUAAAAAGACAUAGAAAAAAUGAAAUACAAUAAAAAUUACUUAGUUUCAUUAACAAUAUUUGCAGUUCUAUGCAAAAUACCAGAGGCUAUUGGAGCUAAAACAAAUUUCGUUACUUGUGGUUCCAUAAUAAAACUCCUCAACUCUGAUUAUGGCAUGCGUUUGCAUUCACAUGAUGUUAAAUAUGGUUCUGGUUCAGGACAACAGUCGGUUACCGGUAUUGAAUUGAAGGAAGAUGUCAACAGUCAUUGGGUGAUUAAAGCUGCCACUAAUAAAUUUUGUGAAAGAGGCGAACCCAUUAAGUGUGGUGACACAAUACGUUUGGAACAUUUAAGCACAAAAAGAAAUCUACACUCGCAUUUCUUCUCCUCUCCACUAUCGGGCGAACAAGAAGUUUCCGCUUAUGGUGAUAAUGGUGUUGGUGAUUCUGGUGAUCACUGGGAAUUGAUUUGCAGCAACAACGAAUGGGUACGUGAUGCUCAUGUACGUCUACGUCACAUUGAUACGGGAGCUUAUCUUUCCAUGUCUGGUCGUUCCUUUGGUCGUCCUAUUUCCGGACAAAUGGAAGUAGUCGGCGCAAGUAAUCCUUCACAUGGCACAAGAUGGACUACGGCCGAAGGUCUUUUCAUUGUACCGAAAGAAAAAGAGACUGAAUAUGCUCACACUGAAUUGUGAGUUGUCGGUGCUACUGCCCCUCCAUUAACUACUUCAUUUUCUUCUUAGUAGCAAUUGUGUGUUUGCUUAUUUUUUAUGAAUUUUUUUAGUUUAAUUAUUUACUUAUAUGAUUUCAUAUUAUGUAUUUUUGUAAAAUCCAAAGUUGAGUUUUUGGUGAUGAUGACAAUUUUAUUAAUUGUUUUUUUUAGUAAUUGUACACUGUGCUCACAUUGAUUCAAGUUCCGAAUAAAAAAAGAAAAUAUAUUGAAAGUACUGUAUUGUAUUAAGAAAAGACCAAAUAAAUUGAAGUUUAUUUUUUAUUUA